Thlaspi arvense is the source of this 984-nucleotide messenger RNA. The record is from the annotation of a GenBank genome assembly. NCBI's taxonomy places the organism in Eukaryota, Viridiplantae, Streptophyta, Magnoliopsida, Brassicales, Brassicaceae.
AUGGCCAAUUACUAUGAGCAUUACCAGAUCCCAUACGAUUACAAUCAGGUUAAUCUCUAUGAUCAUAACUAUUAUUACGAUAACAAUCAACAGCAGCAGUUUGUUCCCGACCCAAUGAGUUAUUACAGUUAUAGUAACUGGAAUGGAUCUGAGUAUGAGACAGCCUCUGCAUCUGUUGCCUACUCUGUUUCAACCAUGUCUGAGCCCAAACACUUGUUCUACGAUCCGAAUCUCUACACAACCUACGAAUCUCUUCCUCAGUUUAGCAUCUAUUGCUCUGUUCAAGGCUUCAACGAGCCGGAGUUCGACGAAUACGAUCCGACGCCGUACAAUGGUGGCUACGACAUCGUUUCAACCUACGGAAAGCCUCGUCCUCAGUCGGUGGAGAUUUGUUACCCUUCUUCAACCGCUGCUCUGGGAAAACCUCCUUCUCCUCCGGAGAUUAUCACUCCUGUUCCUCUUGGAAUUUAUGAGGGCGGUGAAAAAAAACUUGCUAAGAAACGUGUGACUUUCUCUGAACCGUUGACUGAAUCGAAACCAUUGGAAACCAUCAAAGAAGAUGAUAAUCGUGAAGAAGAGGAUGAUCAUGAAGAAGAAGAGGAAGAUGAAUCAGAAGAAGAAGAGGAAGAUGAAUCAGAGGAAGAAGAAAAUGAGGAGCAAAAAGAAGAAGAAGUUAAAUCUGAAACUGUAGAAGAUAAAGGAGAAGUGAAAGCUCUGUAUGUUCCGUCUGGUUACGGCUUAGAAGCGACGGAUCUCUGCGAGGUGAUAUUCGGAGGUUACUUUCCUUGUGUGCUACGUAACAAAAGACGCCAGGAAGAUGAAAAGGAUCGUGCGUCUGCUGUUUCUUGCUGGGACAGCAACGACUCUGAUCCGUGGAAGACGACUUCCGACUACCUUUUCGGGGAUUCGUAUCCGUACGGUAAUGAGAAUCGGGUCGAGAGAAGUCAGUUCGAGAUCUCCUCUUAUGGGUACCAGAGGUACUAA